AUGGAAGCUCUCUUCUUGAGUUCUUUUUCUUCCUCCAUUGCUGCAUCAAUCAAGCUUUCAAGAUUACACGACCGUCGUGACUGGUGUACAUUGGUUAAGGACAAGAAAAGGGUAAGCCCCACCUGGUGCCGUGUAGGUGGUGGUGGUGGUGGUGAUGGGAGAAACAUCAAACCAGAGAGGCCUAUUAGGGUCUCUUCUCUUUUGAAAGACAGAGGUCAAGUCUUGAUUAGGGAACAGAGUUCCCCGGCUAUGGAGGCUGAGACAUUGGUUCUGUCUCCGAAUGGAGUAAAAACUUUGAUGCCUUUUAAUGGUGCUGCUAUGGUGGGGAUUAAAGAGGGUCUAGGCAUUGUCAGUUAUCUCCAAGGGAAGACGUUUCUAAUCACUGGCUCCACUGUACUGAUUGAGAAGGUCUUGAGAAUGGCUCCUGAUGUUGGUAAGAUAUAUCUACUGAUUAAAGCUAAAAGCAAAGAAGCUGCGAUUCAGAGGUUAAAGAACGAGGUAAGUUCAUCUUCUUUUUUGUUCUUGCUUAGUCAUGUUAUGUACAUAACCAUAUCCCAUGGGGUUGCUGUUUUUCAGGUGUUAGAUGCAGAGCUUUUUAAUACUCUAAAAGAGACUCAUGGAGCAUCUUACCAGUCUUUCAUGUUAGACAAACUCGUCCCUGUGACAGGAAACAUUUGUGAUUCAAACAUUGGGUUGCAAGCAGAAUCAGCUGAGGAGAUUGCAAAUGAAGUUGAUGUGAUUAUCAACUCUGCUGCCAAUACAACCUUCAAUGAAAGAUAUGAUGUUGCUUUGGAUAUAAACACAAGAGGGCCUGGUAAUCUCAUGGGAUUCGCCAAGAAGUGCAAGAACCUCAAGCUUUUCUUGCAAGUAUCCACAGCUUAUGUGAAUGGACAAAGACAAGGAAGGAUCAUGGAGAAGCCAUUCUCCAUGGGAGAUUGUAUAGCAACAGAAAACUUCGUGGAAGGGAACAGGAAAGCAUUAGAUAUCGAAAAAGAGAUGAAGCUAGCUCUUGAUGCAUCAAGAAAAGGAGCUAAAGAUCAAGAAGAGGGGCAGAAGAUGAAGGAUCUUGGUCUAGAGAGGGCAAGAUCAUAUGGAUGGCAAGACACUUAUGUUUUCACAAAAGCAAUGGGAGAGAUGAUGAUCAAUAGCACAAGAGGGGACGUACCUGUGGUUAUCAUAAGACCUAGUGUCAUCGAAAGCACUUACAAAGAUCCCUUCCCUGGAUGGAUGGAAGGAAACAGGAUGAUGGAUCCUAUAGUUCUAUGUUAUGGAAAGGGACAGCUCACAGGUUUCUUGGUGGACCCGAAAGGAGUUCUUGAUGUUGUUCCAGCUGAUAUGGUUGUUAAUGCAACAUUAGCUGCUAUAGCAAAGCAUGGAAUGGCUAAGGCAGAUCCAGAGCCUGAGAUUAACGUAUUUGAUAACAGCAAUACACAUAGAUUAAUGGAGAAUAUGUCUGAAGAAGAGAAGAUUGAGUUUGGGUUUGAUGUUGGAAGCAUUAACUGGAAUGACUACAUUACAAAUGUUCACAUUCCCGGUUUAAGAAGACAUGUGUUGAAAGGAAGGGCUUAG
Molecule: messenger RNA, 1569 nt
Organism: Eruca vesicaria subsp. sativa (arugula)
Lineage: Eukaryota; Viridiplantae; Streptophyta; Magnoliopsida; Brassicales; Brassicaceae
Source: the annotation of a GenBank genome assembly